Molecule: messenger RNA, 603 nt
Organism: Vicia faba (fava bean)
Lineage: Eukaryota; Viridiplantae; Streptophyta; Magnoliopsida; Fabales; Fabaceae
Source: the annotation of a GenBank genome assembly
AUGUUUAGCGGCAACUCCACCAACUACAAUAAUCCCUCCAUCAACUCAAACUACAAUAAAUCAUCACUUUCUUCGGAGACAUUUCCUAACUACGAUAUUUCAUUCCCUCACUAUGAAGAUGAAGAAGAAGAUGUGACCGAAAUUGAUCAAGUGAAUAGUUCUAAAUAUUGGAAUGUAAAUGUUAUUAAUGAGAUGGGUCAUAUUUCAAACACACGUUAUGCUCAUUUUGUUGUUGAUGAAGAUGGAGAGGACAAAAGAUUGAUUCUUCUUUCCACUGGAAAGAAAUGGAGAGGUGUUCAAUGUUUGUUUUCUAAAUAUUAUAAGUGGGAUUUUAAAUUGGAGGAAAAUCUUACAAAUUCUCCAAAAGGAACAAAUGCUAGAAAUAGAAAACAAUUGAAGAUUCCACGUACACUCGGAUCUAAGUCGAUGGCAAGGAAGCGACAUAAGUGGGAAUUAAGAUAUGGACGGACAUAUAGCAGACGAGAAAUGAAUUCGGUCACUCAACUUUUUCUUUUGCAUGUGCAGGAGAAAUUAGAAGCUGCAUUUGAGAAAGUCUUCGGAAAAGAACAUCCGAAUAUAUUAGUUGUAUGGGACUUCGAGUAA